AUGACCGUCGCUCCCUGGGACGUCGCUGCCUUGACUGAGAUGAUGUCCUGUGGGAAAGAUGGGACGUACAGCGCCCCCAUCAGCAUCGUUUCCACCACUCCACCUUUAUUGUCUCUCAGCAUAGUGUUCUCCCAGAAUCUUCAGCGCCUUUCUUCCAUCAUCCGCUGCAUCUCUCAUCACAAGGGAAAGGCUUUUAUCAUCCAACAGCUGAACCAGUUCUGCAUACGCGUUGUGUGUCACAAUUACAACUACCAUUGUGUAUAUUGUUCCUCAAUAAAAAGACGUGACAACUUUGUGGCCCACUUGAAAGGCUGUAAGACUGCUAGUAAAUUAACCACCAUUCGUGACCUGCCUCCCUUAACUGCUAGUAGGUCCUUCAUAAAAUCACAACUACGAAACAGCAUAGUUGUUAAAGCAAAUUGCCCUCAUUGUCACAUUACUAUUCAAAAAAAAAAUUUAAGAAAAAAUCUGGAGAGGAAACACACAAAAUCUAGGGACGACAUUACAGCAAGCCAUCACCUUUAUUCUGAUUGCAUAGACCGAGCUAAUGGUGUCUAUGCAGUCCAGAAACAUUUUCUUUCUUCGAGUGUUCCAAUCCAUGUUGUGUACAAAAUCUGGGGAGCGGAGCAGAAUGUAAGAUGUGAGUUUCCAUCCUGUCAAGUGGAGAUGGACUUAGCCAGGAGGAGUGGACUAAGCCACUACAAAUGCCAUCACCUCAGGUCACUAGACUAUUGUGGGUCCUUUGCUGAUGAUCCUUCUCUUUCAGAAAGCACCCUGACAGAAAUGGUCAGGCUAAAAUGGUUUGGCAGUGAAAGAAAGAGAGAUUGCCUACAGAGACAAAGCUUGGCCACCCAAGACAACAAACCCUUGUCUGUAGCGACAAAGGUGACAAUGCCAUCUUUAAAGAGGUGCAUUUCAGUGUAUGAGCCACAUGCAUCAUAUUAUGCGCAACUUGGAAGAAUAAUGGUCACAUAUGAUGUAAAGCUGAACUCCUGGCAUUGUCCUUGUGCCAGGUCAAGAAGAUCCUGCCUCCAUAAAUAUAUUGCUAAAUGGCACCUGUUCCAGACUGAACGUCAGCUUUUCAGGACCAUUCAAAGCACAGAUCAGACCACUCCAGUUCAUGAAAGUGUAGAUGACGCAGACCUACUGUACCCCCCGACAAAAGAGCUGGAAUCUAUGAUUUGGUAUGUCAUGAACAACAAGACCAUCCCUGCAGCUCUUCCUGAGCACCUGCGUCUGCCUUCAUUUUCAAGCACAUACCCAACUAGCCUCAUUCCCGAUGAGAUGUUCUGCCACAGAUGUGCUGGAAAUGUACCUUUAUCAGACCCUCUGCUCAUCACAUCAAAGGCCAAAAUUCUUACAAAUACAAGAAUUAUCCAUGACGUUGCCACCUACUCAAAAUGUUGCCACCAGUGUGGAAUCCAGUACAGGUAUCAAGAGUGUAAGGAUGGCCUGCAUAAUUUUAAUGACAGUGUCAUUCUUGACCUCCCUUUAUGCCUUCAUCUUUGA
This is a messenger RNA of Carassius auratus (goldfish), 1509 nucleotides long. RefSeq lists its product as uncharacterized. Bases 1 to 1509 code for a protein of 502 amino acids. The transcript is spliced from 4 exons. Lineage: Eukaryota; Metazoa; Chordata; Actinopteri; Cypriniformes; Cyprinidae. The record is from RefSeq and is a predicted model, not a curated record.